Messenger RNA from Pygocentrus nattereri (red-bellied piranha), 2709 nucleotides. RefSeq names its product protein phosphatase 1 regulatory subunit 3G (gene ppp1r3g). Lineage: Eukaryota; Metazoa; Chordata; Actinopteri; Characiformes; Serrasalmidae. The coding region runs from base 1 to 819 and encodes 272 amino acids. The record is from RefSeq and is a predicted model, not a curated record. The transcript has 2 exons. Gene Ontology annotation, molecular function: glycogen binding; protein phosphatase 1 binding. Gene Ontology annotation, cellular component: protein phosphatase type 1 complex. Gene Ontology annotation, biological process: regulation of glycogen biosynthetic process.
AUGUACCAUCCUGUACAUCGUACAUCAGGGGAAAGACAGAAGCACCGGCCCAGUUGUGGGGUGUCCUCCUCUUGGCCGUGGGCGUGUCCACCCGGGUGUCUAACCCCCACGAGCCUAACUCCACGCUCAGCUCCACUCACUGCACUCACGGCCGUGAUGUCCACCUGGCAGGAGAACGGCGUGGACACCGCAGCGGACGACGACCUCUCUCCCACAGAGCUCGAGCUCGCGCAGGCGUGGGACCGGCGGCGCGCCAAGUCCCUGCCGGCGUACCCGGAGCACGCGAACACGCUCCUCCGCGCGCUCUCGCACGGCUGCAGGAAGCGCGUGCGGUUCGCGGACGCGCUCGGCCUUAACUUGGCCAGCGUGAAGCACUUCAGCGCCGCGGAGGAGCCGCGCGUGCCUCUGCAUCUCACGGGCUCGCCGCUCGCGCCCGCCUUGAGGAUCGCGGAGGACGGCGGGGAGGUGGAGGCGCGCGUGCGGCACUGCGGCCUUGCGCUAGAGAGGGUCGCCAUCAGCUGUGGGCGCGUGCACGGGACCAUACGGGUCGCUGCGGACGCGGGGGAGCGCGAGAAAGAAGUAGGCGUGAGGUACACGCUGGACGAGUGGCAGUCGUACGUGGACGCGCGCGCCGUGCCCGUGCACUCGCUGGUGCCCGACAGAGAGAGGUUCGCCUUCACUGUGUGCGCGCCCCCGCCUCCCGAGUCCGGCGCCGCCGUGCACUUCGCUCUGUACCUGAGGGGCGGAGGGGCGGAGUUCUGGGACAACAACGACGGACAGAACUACACGCUGCGGCCGGGCCACCUCCACAGCGCGUGAACACCCAGGAGACAAAGACUCUCCAGAGCUUUUCUCCUCACCCGUGACCUGCAAGGCGUCCGAGUGGAGGACCCUGUUGGGACAGUGCUGUCAGAUCCUGAGAGCAUGCAGUGAAACUGACCAGCGUCACACUAAAAGGGUUUUUUUUCUAGGGGUCUCUUCACCUGUGAAGAGGUUGGUUCUGUAGUUGGGACACUCACACCAAAAAGGGGUACACUUGUUUUAGAAGUCUACACUGAUGGUCCUCAAUCAAACUCAAGGAGUCUGUGCACUGCAGACCACUUUAAACUGAUGGGUUGGUUGGUUCUGUAGAUGGGACUAUUCUGUGAGAUACUGAUGAGAACAUACAAUGGCACUAAUUAGAUGAAGAUCACAGUAUUGUUCCUUAAUCGCACUAAAGGCUCAUGGUAUUUUCUGUUUGAUUGAUUUUUAGUAGGAUCAUACUGAUCAGAUGGUGAAGAUCCCCAUGUUUUAGGUCCUCCUUCACAUCAAAAGAAGUUUGCUUGUUUUAAAAGGCUGCAUUGCCACUGUUCAAUCAAACAGUUUCUUUUCACCUGUACGUUCCAGACCAAUUUAAACUGAGAGGUUGGCUUGUUCUGAGAGGUACUACAGUGUAUAUACAACUAUGAUACUCAUCAUUUGAUGCCUCAGUCACACCAAAGGCCUAGGAUGCUUUUUUGGUUUGUUUAUUGUUUUUGCAGGAAACGUUAUGUUAAUGAGAUACUAAUGAAACCAAUCAUUUGGUGAAGAUCAGCACAUUUCUGGUCAUCACUAAAAAACAAAAAGGGGUACACUUAUUUAGAAGGCUACACCGAUGGUCCUCAAUCACACUGGAGAGCCUGUACACUGCAGACCAGUUUAGACUGAUGCAGAAAACACUGCGAAUAUUGUUCAUGUGAUGUACUGAAAUCCUAGGAUGAAACUGGUUAUUUGGUGUAGAUCAGCACAUCACUCAUAUCAAAAAGGGGUACACUUGUUUUGGAAGGCUACACUGGUGGUCCUCAAUCACACCAAAGAACCUGUGCACUGCAGACCAUGCUAAACUAAUAGAUUACUUUGUUCUAUAGAAGGGACUGUUGUGUGAGAUACUCUUGAGAACCUACAACGAUACAGAUCAAGUUAAUGAAGAUCAGAACAGUGCUGUUUCUUAAUUACACCAAAGGCCUAUAUUGUUUUUUGUUUGUUUUUAGAUGGGACAGUGUUAUUUUUGAGAUACUGAAAUCGUAGAAUGAUACAGAUCAGGUGGUGAAGAUCACCGCAUUUUGGGUCCUAAAUCACACCAAAAGGGGUAUGCUUGUUUUAAAAGGCUACAUUGCCAGUUUUCAGUCAAACCAAAGACGUUAAAGCCCCAACCAUUUUGAACUAAUAGUUUGGUUUAUUCUUGGGACUGUUACUGAUCAAGUUGUUUAAAAUGAGCAGAGUGUUAUUCCUCAAUCACAACAAAGGCCUAGGAUAGUGUUUUAUUGGUUUUAUAUAGUGAAAUCCUAGAAUGAUACUGAUCAGUUAGGGAAGACGAGCAUAUUUCUGGUCUUCAGUCACACCAAAAAGGCUACACUGACGAUCUUCAGUCAGACCCAAGACAUUAAUGGCCCGUUCUAAACUAGCAUGUUGGUUCAUUCUUUAAGCGGGCCUGUUAUGUGAGAUACUGAUGUAAACUUACAAUGAAAUUGUAUCACAAAUCAACAGAGUGUUGUUCCUUAGUCAAGCCAAGCUACACCAUUGUAUUCCAGAGCAUUUCCAACUGAUAGUAAAGUGAAGGUCACAGCAUUGAUCCUAGCUCAUGUCCAUUCAUUCAAUAUGGGUCACUGGUGCACUGGUCACUGGGUCUUGAUCUAAACUGUGGAUAUAAUAAAAAGAGCUUUGUUUUCAAAUGUCACAGUGUUAAUGUGA